CGCGCUUUAAGCCGAAUUAGAAAAUCCAGGGUUAACAAAGCUCGCUGAUAUGCAGCUUCAUCUGACACUUAUCCUUUCCUCAUUUGCGUCGCUUCAGACCGUCUCUGAUAAGGUGAAGCGUGCCGGAAAGACCUGCCGCAUCGAUUAAGCUCGGGUUUAUCGCGUUUCACGAUCGUGGAUCCCGAUUAGAUCACUAAAUCUAGCAUUGAAACAUCUCGGAUAACUGCGCGCGCCCGCUCUGCCGUAAAGGGAGAGUAGUCGCACACCGAAACCAGGAUCACAGUCCAUGAACACAGAGAGAGACUUCCAGACGAUGAAAAAACACGAGAGGGCGCAUUUUUUCAGCUCUAAAGAGCAGGGGCUCAUUUUGAAGUUGUAUGAAGAGGAAAAAGAGGUUUUGACGGCCAAAUCCAACACUACAAGUGCCUCUAAACUGAGGGAAGAAGCCUGGCAGAGAAUUGCUGAUAAAAUAAAUGCGGUAUCUGACAGCGGCUACAAAAGGACUUGGCAGCAAGUGAAAGUCAAACAUAAAAACAUAGUGCAAACAGCAAAAAGAAGAAGGGCUGGCAUGAUAAAAGAUGGCGGGGGUUCAGCAACGCCGUCGCUGACCUCCGCAGAGGAGGACGUGCUGCAACACAAAGACAACACACUGAGGGUGGAGGUCAUCCCCGGGGGAGCCUGUAUUGAGCCCCUGACUGGAUCUGACAGCUCUUUUAUCAGUGUGUCAGGCCACCCUGUCCUCCUCCUGCCUGUAACUAAGACUGAACCUGAGAGCUUGAGCAGUGAUGAGACCGACGUCAGUGACACUAAUUUAGAAGGGGAUGUGCACGGUAGUAACUUCCAGGAGAGGGCCAACUCAGGAUGUGCUACAGCUGUUGGCAGAAGUGCAGAGAGGCAGACAGAUGAUGUAAAGGCCCUUUACUGCUGCUACCUCAAAAAGGAGAUUGAGAACCGCGAUCAAGAGAUGGCAUACAGAGCACUUAAAAUGAGGAAGUUGGAAAAAGAAAUAUUACUACUCGAUAAGCAGCUGAUGUGACUGAUGUGUUUUUAUUUUACUGUCGUAUUAUGUUAUAACAAUAUUUGAUUUAUUUAAGGUUAGACCAUUGUAAUAAAUUCCUCAAUUCACAUGA
Molecule: messenger RNA, 1130 nt
Organism: Thunnus maccoyii (southern bluefin tuna)
Lineage: Eukaryota; Metazoa; Chordata; Actinopteri; Scombriformes; Scombridae
Product: GT1 domain-containing protein
Exons: 7
Coding region: 287-1036 (249 amino acids)
Cellular component (GO): nucleus
Source: RefSeq, a predicted model, not a curated record